GUCACCAGAAAUUGCAUCGAUACACGAGGGGAAGGGGAGCAAGUUUCACUCAGUUACUGAGAUCUGUUUCUCAAAUUUAAAGCAUGGCGAAGCAGAAAACAAAGAAGUUUGCGGCAAUGAAGAGAAUGAUUAAUCUGAAAGAUCAUAGAAUAAAAGAGAAAGACCGAGCUAAAGCAAAAGAGAAAAAGAAGAAAGACCCCUCAGAGCUUAAGGAGAGAGAAGUGACAAAGUACCCAUCAUGCCUGUUCUUCCAGUACAACACUCAGCUCGGUCCACCAUACCACAUUCUCGUCGACACCAAUUUCAUCAACUUCUCUAUCAAGGCUAAACUGGACAUUGUUCAAUCUAUGAUGGAUUGUCUGUAUGCCAAAUGUAUCCCAUAUAUCACAGACUGUGUGAUGGCUGAGAUUGAGAAGCUUGGAAUGAAGUACAGAGUUGCGCUCAGGAUAGCCAAAGAUCCAAGGUUUGAGCGCCUGCCGUGCACACACAAGGGAACAUAUGCCGAUGACUGUUUAGUCCAACGGGUAACACAGCACAAGUGUUACAUCCUGGCAACUGUGGACAGAGAUCUUAAGAGAAGAGUCAGGAAGAUCCCCGGCGUACCCAUCAUGUACAUCUCAAACCACAGGUAUAAUAUUGAACGGAUGCCUGAUGACUAUGGUGCUCCAAGAUUUUAAUAUUUUUACAGCUGAGCUGCACCUGUAAAUGGACUGAAGUUUCCUGUUUAAUAUUAUUUUCCUUUUAUGCAUAUUGAAAAUGUUGUUAUGCUUUGAAGUUUGAUUUGGUGAGGAUGGGAUGGGGUGAGUUUGAUAGAACUGAAAACUACUUAAAGUGUUGUUUUUCUUAUAAAAUAUUUUGUUUCAAGAAUAAAUUAACUGUUGCAGUGCAUGUUCUCCUCAGUCUUCAGUUUUUUUUCCAACUCUCAAAAUAUAUUGAAGUUUUCUAUAUGAGCAGAUACUAAUUUAUUAUGAGAUAGAUAAAGAAUUUGGAGUUCAUAUUUUACACUGUUGUUUCCCUUUAUCCUGUUUGAAGUUUGACUGUAACUACAAUGGAAAUGUGUUUUAUUGCUUGUUUUUUCCCCCCCUACAGUUUAGCCAAUUGAAAUGUAUAAUAGAAAAUAUGGAAUAACUCAAUGUAAAUAUAACACUAGUAUAGCUUGACAGAUUAAUCCUUAGUUAAGUGGAAUGUGACAUUACCAUGUUGGAAUUUAAACUGAUGUUAAAAACAAUGUUUUUUUUACUCUUUGGCAUCCCAUAUAAAUAAACAACAUUGUCUCUUUUCAAUA
This is a messenger RNA of Seriola aureovittata, 1285 nucleotides long. RefSeq names its product FCF1 rRNA-processing protein (gene fcf1). Gene Ontology annotation, cellular component: nucleolus; small-subunit processome. The record is from RefSeq and is a predicted model, not a curated record. Lineage: Eukaryota; Metazoa; Chordata; Actinopteri; Carangiformes; Carangidae. The transcript is spliced from 8 exons. Bases 84 to 677 code for a protein of 197 amino acids.